This is a messenger RNA of Kwoniella mangroviensis CBS 8507, 570 nucleotides long. RefSeq lists its product as uncharacterized. The record is from RefSeq and is a predicted model, not a curated record. Lineage: Eukaryota; Fungi; Basidiomycota; Tremellomycetes; Tremellales; Cryptococcaceae. The coding region runs from base 1 to 570 and encodes 189 amino acids. The transcript is spliced from 4 exons.
AUGGUAGCCCAGCUGUCUACCGAACAGCAGAAACGUCUCGAUGAUGGAGAAACACUCCUACGAGAAUAUCAGUCUUCAAAGAAGUUACACACACUCAAUGGCGUUCAAUUCCACGAAAUAAUUGUCUCUCAGGUGGCCAAAUUUGUCUGUGGUCGUCGUGCCGGACCUCAAAAGGACUUAGCUCCUACCUAUAGGCAAUGGAUGAUAGAUGCUAGAGCAGUAGCCGAAAUGGUUUGUCAUAAACUCACAAGGUUAGCUACGGACGAACUCCAGAUACAUCAAUCUGGCGCAAAUCCCAGCAUCGACCUGUCCGUAUCUCCUAUCGCAGACGCAAAAGAACACGUUUUUGUACUCCGCCAUAAAACCAAGAGACUGGUCAUCUCCCCUAGGGUCAAGAAGGAUCUGCUGGAUUUAGGCAUAACUAGGUUUCUGAAGUAUUAUUACUGUCAUUCAAUUGAUGUGAACUCGUGGAUCUGUAUUGAAAAUCAUAAAGCGCUUACGAGGAAGAAGGAACAAAUGGAGAAUGAGUUGAUUCUGGCCAGUGCGAUGAAUAAGAAAUUACACAUGUGA